Ylistrum balloti is the source of this 1362-nucleotide messenger RNA. RefSeq lists its product as uncharacterized. The transcript has 8 exons. The coding region runs from base 1 to 1362 and encodes 453 amino acids. Gene Ontology annotation, molecular function: calcium ion binding. Lineage: Eukaryota; Metazoa; Mollusca; Bivalvia; Pectinida; Pectinidae. The record is from RefSeq and is a predicted model, not a curated record.
AUGACGAUAUCAACAUUUCGACAGAACCAUGGGUUUGCUUUACUACUAUGGAUGUCUGUGCUGUUAGACACGUUACUGGUUACUAAUAGCUACAGCUACAUUGAAUUUUAUGGAAAUGACGUCAUCCCGAGGAAUGUGAAUGGAUUCCAGAAGAAGACCUACAUCGAUCUGAUGACAGCCCUACCCUCGGGUACCAUCAGUCAGCUUCAUACCUAUGCUGCGGACGCCAAUCUUGGACCAACUGAUUUUGUAUAUUUUGGGAUCUGGGAGAAAAUCACAUCAGUGCAAUUUAGACUGCUAUAUAGCCAUCGCAUUACCUUAGCCAAUGGACAACAAAAUAUAUCGAUUGUUCCUGACUACUUUUACGUACCACAAGGAUCAUACAUAGGUCUGACAUUUGAACAAUCUCCUGGAGGUAUCCCGUUUGACUAUGCGAGUCCCUUUUCUGGAAUGAAGUUUGGGUUUUCGGCCAAUCAUGCCGUCACACCAGUUGUCAAUAGUGUUGUGGACCUGAUCUUUACCAGUUUCUUCAUCGUCCCUUCUUUUAAAGUCGAGAUGGACAUACGAAUUCCGGGGAGGACAGGUGCCACAGGUAUGACGGGCGAAAUCGGGUCCACAGGUCCCCAGGGAGUCCAAGGUGUUGUAGGACCAGUGGGAGCCACAGGACCCAUAGGACCAUUACCCACAGACGUAGAUGAGUGUGUCACUAACACAUUCUCCUGUCCGCCUAAUGCUGCCUGUCGUAACACUUUCGGAGGGUAUGUCUGUGACUGUGAUUUCGGCUACGAGAAACAGUUUGAUGGCAGCUGUAUAGAUUUCAAUGAGUGCCUGAUGAAGAAUGGAUUCUGUGAACACAAUUGUACCAAUACGGAUGGAGGGAUGGUGUGUUCCUGCUGGGAAGGCUAUCAGCUCUCGGACAACCUCCAUUCAUGUCUGGACAUUGAUGAAUGCCUGAACUCCUCCGCCUGCACUCAGGGAACUUGUUUCAACUCCCCUGGUUCUUACCAAUGUAAGGGACUGUCACUAGGAUUGAAGUCUCCACUUUUUGGCGUGGAUUAUACCAGAAAUGUCCGACUGGAGAACGCUACUCCUUACGACAAUAGAAAGCACAAUCUAAAUUCUGACGCGGUCAUUGUGAUGUGGCUUAUUCUCAUAUCUAUAGCUAUCGCCAUCUUAAUUUUGGUCAACAUCAAACAAUUUGUUAAGAAUAGACAUCUGCAAAGGUAUAAUAAGACUUUAUGCUGUAGAGCUGAAGAACAGCGCAUUCCAGAAGAUGGACUAAACAACAAUGUUGAAAGACAAGAUUUACCGGAAACAGUUGUCCAUAGUCCAGUGUCGUAUGGUAUUGGGUAUUCCUAUUGA